Molecule: messenger RNA, 974 nt
Organism: Perkinsus marinus ATCC 50983
Lineage: Eukaryota; Perkinsozoa; Perkinsida; Perkinsidae
Exons: 8
Coding region: 29-835 (268 amino acids)
Molecular function (GO): sphingosine-1-phosphate phosphatase activity
Source: RefSeq, a predicted model, not a curated record
UUGCUACAGACCAUAUCACACUUAUCUCAUGUCAUCGGCGUGUCACCCCAUCUGGUAUGUCAACUCGGACAGCGUGUGCCCCUUCGGUCAUCAUCUUGUUGGCGACAUAACUGCUCCUUUUAACCCGAAUUUUUUCGAGGGUAUCUCCAUCGUAUACGGGUACCUGGAAUACGUAGUGGAAGUGUUAUUGAUCCUCAUCAUGUUGUGGCGAAGAGGGUCUCGCGAAUACAGUCUUGUAUUCUUCAUCAUAGUCAUUUUCAUCUUGAGCGAGCUGGGCUGGAAACGUGUUGUUCGCCAACCUCGGCCUGUGGGGAGCUGCAACAUCACAUGCGGCAUGCCUUCGAGCCAUGCAGUGAGAGCAGUUGGAAUAUGGCUAACUAUAAUGCUUGAUCACAUCUAUCGUGCAUACUGCCCAGAGCAGGGAUACAGUGUGACCAGGUCGUGGCUGGAGAAGAUCCGCUCCUUCGUACGCGAUGGUCAUUUCCUUGCUACCAGCCAGAGCAUCUCCCAAGACCACUUGGCCGUAGUCAUUUCCUUCUGGUCGCUGGUGCUGCUACCAGUACCUCUAUCUAGAGUAAUCCUGCGAGAUCAUACUGCUGAACAAGUCUUCAUGGGUGGCAUCAUAGGUGUAGUAGAGGCGAUGGUGUGGUAUCUCAUCACGUUGUUUGCUCGGAUAAAGACCGAGCGCUUCGUGGGAGUUCGAGCUUGGAAGGGCAUUUUUAUACACAAUUGGCCGGCGCCGCGCUGUUACCUCUCGAAGGCUACCGAAGCGGUUGAACCUGAAUGCCGUGAUGUUGGAAGUUGUGUGGAUCUAAAUGAACCACCGGCUCCUUGAGGUCUUCACAUGCACUAAGUCAGUUCAACUAAUCUUGCAUGGCCUUGGAGGCAUCCGUCCAGCGAUAGCGUCGAUUAAAUCUUCAAACCUCGUCGUACUCUACUAUUCAUCCCGCACUGGGGCUUGCGCUCCUUUUUCU